AUGGUUCAGAAAGAAUCUGAUAUUUACAAGGCCAAAAUCGCGGAGUUCGAGGAAGGUCUCAAAGAGUAUCAGGCUGGUCUCAAGAAGGAGGCAUACUACUUUUAUAAGUCUGGACUUGAACUCGCCAUGGAGAGAAUUGCGGGGGUCACGGCAGAUUUGGACGAGUUUGACAAGCAGAUGGAAAGUUUGACCCACAUUGCUGAGAAUUUCGACUACCCCGAGCAGCUGAAUAACUCGAGGAAACUGAUGACGGCAAUGCGGGAAGAUGUUGCAAUAAUGCUCAGCUU
This is a messenger RNA of Perkinsus marinus ATCC 50983, 287 nucleotides long. RefSeq lists its product as hypothetical. The transcript has a single exon. The annotation marks the transcript as partial. Lineage: Eukaryota; Perkinsozoa; Perkinsida; Perkinsidae. The record is from RefSeq and is a predicted model, not a curated record.